Molecule: messenger RNA, 951 nt
Organism: Miscanthus lutarioriparius
Lineage: Eukaryota; Viridiplantae; Streptophyta; Magnoliopsida; Poales; Poaceae
Source: the annotation of a GenBank genome assembly
AUGACUACGUGGAUGGGGAAGAUGAACACAGCUGGAGCAGUGGAUCCAAACAAAGAUUGCCGACCCAGCUCCAAGAUUUCGCGGCAAGCGGUGCCUACAUACCCUGACGGUCUGUACAUACACCACUUGCCCGAGAGCUCAGGGUGCCAAGCCUACGCAAGUGCAGACGAUGGCCGAGCACCACCUCCCGCCGGAGCACGCCGACCACCACCACCACAACAAAGGCGGGAGGAAGGGGUCCACGCCGACGACCUCAAGCCCGGCUCGCGCGGCCGCCCACGGUACAGCUACUACUACGGUGGAUACGGGGACGGGGGCGGCGGCGCGGUGCGCGCCCUCUGCUUCACCGUCCUCGUCCUCCUCCUCGCCGCGGGGAUCACGCUGCUGGUGCUCUACGUCGUGUACCGCCCGUCCCACCCCACCUUCGCCGUCACCUCGGCCGCCGUGCUGGCGCUGUACAACGCCACCGCCAGCAACGCCGCCGGCGCGGGCGCGGCGCCCACCGCGCUGGCCGCGUCGUUCCAGUUCACGCUGGUCCUCGGCAACCCGAGCGGGCGGUGCGCGGCGCGGUACGACCGGCUGGCGGCCUACGUGUCGUACCGCGGGGAGGCCCUGACGGCGCCCACGCCCAUGCCCCCGCUGGCCCAGGACGCCGGCACCGCCGUGGAGGCGGCGCCCGUGCUCGGGGCUGGCGUCGCGGGGCCGCCGGUGCCCGUGUCUCCCGGCGCUGCGGCGGCGCUGGCGACGGACGUGGCCGACUCGGUGCUGCCGCUCCGGGUGGUGCUGCUCGGCCGCGUCCGCUUCGUGAACGGGCCGUUCCACAGGGGGUGGCACUCGCUCUACGCCCGCUGCGACCUCCUCCUCAGCGUCCGCAAGAUCGGGAACGGCGCCAGCGGUGGUGUGCCCCAGGCGCCGAUUCUUGGCGACCCCAACUGCAACGUCGACAUGUGA